Molecule: messenger RNA, 1167 nt
Organism: Sclerotinia borealis F-4128
Lineage: Eukaryota; Fungi; Ascomycota; Leotiomycetes; Helotiales; Sclerotiniaceae
Source: the annotation of a GenBank genome assembly
AUGAACCUUGGUCCGAACCAGGCAGAUGUCCUUCCGUAUGCAGAAUCACCGCCAUCACGAACACCUCUACCAACUUCUCCACCCAGACGGACCAAGAAAGGCAAGAGAGGCAAGAAACGCCGAGCAUCAGAAGCAGAAGUCGAUGAUCUUGAGACUGCAGCGCGCUUAGGCUCUGACUCCCACCGCAAUAUACGCGGAAAAGUCGAAGCAAUGGAACACAUGCGUAUUGCUCAUCCAGCGAUCCCUGGGGGUACCUCGAACACAACAGCGAGAACUGGAUUACCCUCACGGCAUCCUGCGCCCGAUAUUGAAUCAGAUCACAGUAUACUUGGAGCCGCUGAUCAAUAUGAAAAUCCAUUCGAGUCCGAAUCCGACUCCAGCUACUUGCGCCUUCCUUAUAAAACAGGGUUUAUUUCAUCUCGGGGUAAUGAAUACUUUUGCGAAAUCGACGAAGAUUAUCUCACUGAUCGAUUUAACCUUACGGGACUUCAAACCGAAGUUCAAUAUUAUCAAUAUGCGUUGGACUUAGUGACGGAUGUCUUUGAUUUGGAUUGUGAUGAUGAGAUGAGAGAAACGAUUGAGAAGUCUGCAAGACAUUUGUAUGGUUUAGUUCAUGCUCGUUAUAUCGUCACUACCAGAGGAUUGGCCAAAAUGUUUGAGAAAUAUAAGAAGGCCGACUUUGGAAAAUGCCCUCGAGUUAUGUGUAAAUCGCAUCCACUUCUUCCCAUGGGCCAAAGCGACAACCCAAAUAUGAAAGCCGUGAAACUUUACUGCGCUCGGUGUGAAGAUAUUUAUAAUCCCAAAUCCUCUCGACACUCUGCAAUCGAUGGCGCGUAUUUCGGCACUUCGUUUCAUAAUAUUUUGUUCCAAGUCUACCCGGCAAUGAUUCCGGCGAAAAGUUAUGAUCGUUAUGUACCACGGAUUUAUGGAUUUAAGUUUCAUGGGCCUGCGGCUUUGAUCAGAUGGCAAAAUGGAGAGAGGGAUGAGAUGAGAAGGCGCUUGAGGAAGUUGGAAAUCGAGAGUGGGUUUAAGGAUGACGAUGGAGACGAAGUAGAUGAUAGUGAAGAGGAAGAAGAGGAAGAGGAAGAAAUUGAGGGGUUGGAGGCCAUGGAAAAAACGAUGGAGAAUGGGCAGGCGGAGGGUGGAGAUGUCGCAGGGAGAGCUUAG